CUCCCUCCCUCCCUCCUCCCUCCCUCCUCAGCAUCCUUCCUUUUGCCGCUUCACCGCAUUAGCUGCCGUCGGCUAUACUGGGACUGAACUCCAUCCCACACCUGACCAACCGGCCGUCGGCUUUGUUGGGUAUAUGAAAAAUGCCCAGUGUCACGGUGAAAGACGUUAACCAGCAGGAGUUUGUCAGGGCUCUGUCAGCUUUCCUUAAAAAGUCUGGCAAACUGAAGGUCCCAGAGUGGGUUGACACUGUGAAGCUUGCCAGGCACAAGGAGCUGGCUCCCUGUGAUGACAACUGGUUUUAUACCAGAGCAGCAUCCACAGCCCGUCACCUGUACCUGCGAGGAGGGGUGGGCGUGGGCUCAAUGAUCAAGAUCUACGGAGGCCGUCAGAGGAAUGGCGUGUGCCCCGCCCACUUCAGCGUGGGCUCCAGGAAUGUGGCGAGGAAGGUCCUCCAGGCGCUGGAGGGCCUCAAGAUGGUGGAGAAAGACCCCAACGGUGGACGGAGACUUACCCCUCAGGGGCAGAGAGAUCUGGACAGGAUCGCAGGUCAGGUCGCCUCAGCAAACAAGAAACAGCGAAGUUUACAAAGCGCUAUCUGAGGAAUGCAUGCAAAGAAUCCAGACGAGUGAAAUGCAGUUAUGCCUUACUGCUUAUUUACUCAAGUUUGCUUGCUUCCCUUAUCACUCCAGUGCCCACAGUAACCAAGUACAAAAGGCAUUUCAUAGAGGUGCAUGUGUCUAUAGUGCAGUAAGUACAUAUUAAAUAUUACACAUGGAUAUUUGGCCAGUUUUAGAUGUGUUUUUUGUUGUUGUUUUUUUAAAUUCAUCAUGAAUUUUACCUUGUGAUAGCAAAACACAGAAUGGGCACAGAAGCACUUAAUGUACUUAAUGUAGAAAACAAAAGAAAUGAAAUGGAUGCUGCUGUAUAUUUUUAUUCAUUUAUCCAGUUCUUUGUCUUUACUGUUGGUUACAAAGUAUUAUGUCUAAACAUGUUAUUUAUGAGAAGUAUAUGAAUGACUAAGAUGUUCUAAAUAAACUGAGCAUGAGUCCUGA
Messenger RNA from Lates calcarifer (barramundi perch), 1052 nucleotides. Its product is annotated as 40S ribosomal protein S19. Gene Ontology annotation, cellular component: ribosome; cytosolic small ribosomal subunit. Gene Ontology annotation, molecular function: RNA binding; structural constituent of ribosome. The coding region runs from base 141 to 599 and encodes 152 amino acids. The record is from RefSeq and is a predicted model, not a curated record. Gene Ontology annotation, biological process: translation; ribosomal small subunit assembly. Lineage: Eukaryota; Metazoa; Chordata; Actinopteri; Centropomidae. The transcript has 6 exons.